AUGCAGCCAGCACAUCUAGUAGGGGCUCCUGGCGCAGCAGCAGCGGCAGCUGCCGCUGCUGCUGCUGCAGCAGCACCAGUUUUCCCACCGGGAGCUUUACCUGGUGUCUCGAUGGCAGUCCCUGGUUUAUCCCAUCCGCUGCCCUCACAAGUUACGCAGGCUCCGCCUGGACUCCAGCAGCUACACCAAAUGCAGCACAUGCAGCACAUGCAGCAAAUGAUGCAUGCGGUGCAAUAUGCCAUGCAAGUUCCUACGGCUGUGGUCACUCAGCCCGACAGCAGGCAGUUGCCUGUAGAUCCGACGCACUGCGCCAUGCAGAGUCUUACUCCUGAAGAGGCAGCCUCUCUAGGCGGCGUAAUGGCUUCUGGAAAAACGGAAAAGAAGAAAGUGCACCUCAGGAAAGCCGCAGGGCUUAUCUGGAGCGACCCCACCCUUGAUCAGUGGGCUGAAAACGACUACAGAGUCUUUUGUGGAGACCUCGGAAACGAAGUCACCGACGAGGUGUUAGCCGGAGCUUUCAGGAAGUACAAAUCUUUCGACAAGGCGAGAGUCGUUCGAGACAAACGAACCGGGAAGACGAAGGGCUAUGGCUUUGUAUCCUUCACUGAUCCGAAUGACAUGUUGAAGGCUAUCAAGGAGAUGAACUACAAAUACGUUGGCAACAGGCCGAUUCGCGUCCUUCGCAGCAAGUGGAAGGAAAGGGAAAUUGAUUCUGAAAGGAACAAGCAGAUUACGGGCAUUGUGAAGAAAGUAGAGAAGAACGAUUCGAAAACCUUGAGGAAGUUUAAGAAGCUUGGAGUCAAUAUCAACGGAGGCAAAGCUGCAAGGAACUACGAAGUACUGGCUAGCCAGGCGCCGAAAAUAAGGAGGAACUACGUCCCACCUGGAGCAUACGGCCGCAUGACCUACCAGUAUAUCAAGGGCGCUGCGCCAACACUUCCUGCUCCAGCUCCUGGAACAGGAGCUGCAUCUCACUUGCUGGAUGAUAUCUAG
Molecule: messenger RNA, 993 nt
Organism: Cyclospora cayetanensis
Lineage: Eukaryota; Apicomplexa; Conoidasida; Eucoccidiorida; Eimeriidae
Product: RNA-binding protein 42
Exons: 8
Coding region: 1-993 (330 amino acids)
Molecular function (GO): mRNA binding
Source: RefSeq, a predicted model, not a curated record